GCGCCGCCUUCCCCCGCCGCCAGCGGUCGCCCGCGCCCCGCCGAGCGCCUCCCCUUGGCCGCAGCGGCCGGGAGCCGGGCGGUGGGGGGGGCGGGCGGGCGGCCUCCCUCCCGGGGCGGAGCUCGGACGCCAGCGGCGGGGGCGCGGAAAUCGAGGCCGGGGCUCCAUCGCGGCCUGCUGCUGCAGCGGGAGGAGGCGGGAGGCCCGCCCGCCGCCGCCGCCGCAGCCCCCGCCGCCGGCCUUUGUCUCCGCUGGGCUGGGUGGACGCGGCGGGGGCAGUUAGAAUGGAACACACUGAAGGCCCUAUGAGAAGAAGGGAAAGCUAAGGAUGCUGGAGCAGAACAAUGGAUUUCUCUUUCUCUUUCAUGCAAGGGAUCAUGGGAAACACAAUUCAGCAACCACCUCAACUCAUUGACUCCGCCAACAUCCGCCAAGAGGACGCCUUCGAUGGCAGCAGCGACAUUGCCGAAGAUGCUGGGCAGACGCCCUACGAGGCGGCGCUGCAGCAGGGCUUCCCUUACCCUGCACCCGCAGCCGAGGAGCUCCCCCCCCUCACCAACGGCUACCCCCCGACCAUCAACAUGUACGAGCCUCAAGCCAAAUACCAGGCGUACCCCCAGUACCCCAAUGGUUCAGCCAACGGGUUCGGUACCGUCAGGAACUUCAGCCCCCCCGAGUAUUUCCAGCUGGACCACUCGAGCGCACGGCCGCACGAUGCGGUGGAGAAACCUUCUCCUCCACAGCCACCGCCUCCACCACCACCACCACCACCACCACCUUCGGUCCCAGCGGCGGUGAUUCCAAAGAAGACUGGCUCACCAGAGAUCAAACUAAAAAUAACCAAAACUAUCCAGAACGGCAGGGAAUUGUUUGAGUCCUCUCUCUGUGGGGACCUUUUAAAUGAAGUACAAGCGAGUGAGUAUGCUAAGGCGAAACAUGAAGGGAGGAAAGAGAAAAGGAAAAAGAGUAGCAAGCAUGACUCUUCCCGCUCGGAAGAGCGCAAGUCACACAAAAUCCCCAAGUUAGAACCAGAGGAGCAAAAUAGACCAAAUGAGAGGCUUAGCAUGCUGCCAGAAAGACCCAGAGAAGAUGCAGUGUUGGAGGAGACCCCGGUCCAGCAGUUCUUACCUUCUCUUCCAACACAAGGCCCCCAUGACAUCAAGUUUCAGGUUGGCGAUCUGGUUUGGUCCAAGGUGGGAACAUACCCGUGGUGGCCUUGCAUGGUUUCGUGUGAUCCGCAGCUCGAUGUUCAUACCAAAAUCAAUACAAGAGGUGCCCGGGAAUACCACGUCCAGUUCUUCAGCAACCAGCCAGAGCGGGCGUGGGUGCACGAGAAGCGGGUUCGGGAGUACAAAGGCCACAAGCAGUAUGAGCAGUUACUGGCUGAGGCUGCUAAACAGGCCAGCAACCACUCCGAGAAGCAGAAGAUUCGCAAACCAAGGCCGCAAAGGGAGCGUGCUCAGUGGGAUAUUGGGAUUGCCCAUGCUGAGAAAGCCUUGAAAAUGACUCGGGAAGAAAGGAUAGAACAAUACACCUUCAUUUAUAUAGACAAAGAGCCAGAGGAGGCUUUGUCAAAAGCCAAAAAGACUGCUGCUGCUAAAUCAGAGACCAAGAAGAACCGGCGACCCAAGCCAGCGCUGAGCACCCAGCCUGACCCUGCCACUGGGGCAGCAGCAUCGCCUUCGAGCGCUGAGGGACGGAGGCAAAGCCAGCGGAGGCAGUCGAGCGUGGAGGAAGAGGAGGCUCCUCCAGUGAAAAUCGCCUGGAAAACGGCUGCAGCCAGGAAAUCCUUACCAGCUUCCAUCACCAUGCACAACCUGGACCUCCAAAAGUGUAACAUGUCUCCAGUUGUUAAAAUUGAACAGGUUUUUGCCCUUCAGAAUGCUGCUGGGGAUGGAAAGCUCAUCGAUCAGUUUGUUUAUUCCACUAAGGGAGUUGGGAACAAACCUGAAAUAAGUGUCAAGGGGCAAGAGAAGCUGAACUCUUCAUCAGGUCAGAGAAAUGAGAAAGCAGCGGUGCAGAGCGCGUCCUCUCCCGAAACAACUUCGGGCUCCACAGGUUCUGUAGAAAAGAAGCAACAGAGAAGAUCGAUUCGAACGCGCUCAGAGUCUGAGAAAUCCACCGAAGUUGUGCCAAAGAAGAAGAUCAAAAAGGAGCAGGUUGAAAUGGUUCCCCUGACAGCAGUGAAGACAGGAUUGCAGAAAGGUGCCAGCGAGAUUUCAGAUUCUUGCAAGCCUUUGAAGAAGAGGAGUCGAGCCUCAACCGACGUGGAACUGACCAGCUCUGCUUACAGGGACACGUCUGACUCCGACUCCAGGGGACUCAAUGACUUACAGGGUAGUUUUGGAAAGCGUUCGGACAGCCCCUCAGCUACUGCGGAUGCUGAUGCCUCUGAUGUGCAGUCAGUGGACUCCAGCCUGUCCAGGAGAGGGACUGGGACAAACAAAAAGGACACUGUUUGUCAGAUCUGUGAGAGCUCCGGCGAGGCUCUGGUGUCCUGCGAGGGCGAGUGUUGCAGUGUCUUCCACAUGGAAUGUCUUGGCCUGAAGUCGAUGCCUGAGGAGAAGUUCAUCUGCGCUGAGUGUAAAAAUGGAGAACACACGUGCUUCUCCUGCAAGCUCCCUGGCAAGGACGUGAAGCGCUGCUCGGUCAACACGUGUGGCAAGUUCUACCACGAGGCCUGCGUUCGGAAGUUUGCCACGGCUCUCUUUGAGUCCCGGGGCUUCCGCUGCCCGCAGCACUGCUGCACCGCCUGCUCCAUGGAUAAGGAUAUUCAUAAAGCAAGCAAAGGUCGCAUGGUGAGAUGUUUCAGAUGUCCCAUUGCCUAUCACUCAGGAGAUGGCUGUAUUGCUGCAGGAAGCUUGUUUGUGUCAUCCCACAUUCUCAUCUGUAGUAACCAUUCCAAAAGGAAUCACUCCUCAUCAGCUGUAAAUGUAGGCUUUUGUUUCGUUUGUGCAAGAGGGCUGGUAGUGCAGGAUCAUUCAGACCCCCUGUUCAGUUCAUAUGCCUAUAAGUCCCACUACCUACUGAAUGAGUCAAAUCGUGCUGAGUUGAUGAAAUUACCUAUGAUUCCUCCUCCUUCGUCAGCUUCCAAAAAGAAAUGUGAGAAAGGUGGAAAGCUGUUGUGCUGUGAGUCCUGCCCAGCUUCCUUUCACCCCGAGUGUCUCAACAUAGAAAUGCCAGAGGGAUGCUGGAAUUGCAAUGACUGUAAAGCUGGCAAGAAGCUACGGUACAAGCAGAUCGUUUGGGUCAAGCUUGGGAAUUACAGGUGGUGGCCAGCAGAGAUCUGCAAUCCCAGGUCUGUGCCUCUCAACAUACAGGGCCUCAAACAUGAUAUCGGGGACUUCCCAGUAUUUUUCUUUGGUUCACAUGACUACUAUUGGGUACACCAGGGCAGAGUUUUCCCUUAUGUUGAAGGAGAUAAAAGCUUUGCUGAGGGGCAAACUAGUAUUAACAAGACCUUCAAGAAAGCACUUGAAGAAGCAGCAAAGCGCUUCCAGGAACUGAAAGCACAAAGAGAAAGCAAAGAGGCAUUAGAAAUUGAAAGGAAUUCAAGGAAACCUCCGCCAUAUAAACACAUUAAAUCCAACAAGGUGAUAGGGAAGGUUCAGAUCCAGGUGGCUGACCUGUCGGAGAUCCCUCGCUGUAACUGCAAGCCCUCGGAUGAGAACCCCUGUGGCCUGGAAUCGGAGUGUUUGAACAGGAUGCUGCAGUACGAGUGCCAUCCCCAAGUGUGCCCUGCAGGAGAGCGGUGCCAGAACCAGUGUUUCACCAAAAGACUCUACCCUGAUGCUGAAAUCAUCAAAACUGAUCGCCGGGGAUGGGGCCUCAGGACAAAAAGGAGCAUUAAAAAGGGUGAAUUUGUGAAUGAAUACGUUGGUGAGCUGAUAGACGAGGAGGAGUGCAGACUGCGCAUCAAGCGCGCGCACGAGAACAGCGUGACCAACUUCUAUAUGUUAACUGUAACAAAGGACCGGAUCAUAGAUGCUGGCCCAAAGGGGAAUUACUCUCGGUUUAUGAACCAUAGUUGUAAUCCAAACUGUGAAACACAGAAGUGGACAGUGAACGGGGACAUUAGAGUUGGACUGUUUGCUCUUUGUGACAUUCCUGCAGGGAUGGAGUUAACCUUCAAUUACAACUUGGAUUGCCUGGGCAAUGGGAGGACCGAGUGUCACUGCGGGGCAGAGAACUGCAGUGGUUUCCUCGGGGUGCGUCCAAAGACAGCAUUUGCAACAGCAAACGAAGAGAAGGUGAAGAAUGCAAAGUUAAAGCAGAAGAAGAGGAAAAUAAAAACAGAGCAGAAGCAGAUGCAUGAAGACAACUGCUUCCAGUGUGGAGACGGGGGAGAGCUAGUCAUGUGUGACAAAAAGGACUGUCCCAAAGCAUACCACCUCCUAUGCCUUAACCUGACUCAACCCCCUUUUGGAAAGUGGGAAUGUCCGUGGCAUCAGUGCGACGUCUGUAGCAACCCUGCCGUUUCCUUCUGCGAGUUCUGCCCUCACUCCUUCUGCAAAGACCACGAGCAGGGAGCGCUGGUGCCGUCGGCGCUGGACGGCCGCCCCUGCUGCUCCGCGCACGACCCUAAGUCUCCCGUGGCCCCCGAGUACUGGAGCAAGAUCAAGUGCAAAUUGGAAGCACAGAACCCCGCUGAAGAAGCCAAGGAGUGAAUUUGGUUACAAAGAGCCAAGGGAAGGGGAGAAGAGAAGGGGGGCGGGCAGGCGAUGAACUCAAAGAGACUGCUUGGACACGUUCAGUCUUUGGCAUCGUCGUGCGCGGACUGGGAUGGGGACCAUUUCCUCCGAGCGAGCAGAAGCAGGCGGUGGUGGUUGGGUUUUUGUUGUUUGGUCUUUCUUUUAGCCUUGAAUGUGCUACAGCAGCUCUUCCUGUGGGCAACCAGAGACGUCUUGGCCUUCAGAGGAGAAACCUUUUGACAGUGCAGAGAAUAUUCCGUUUCCAA
This is a messenger RNA of Pezoporus occidentalis (night parrot), 4957 nucleotides long. RefSeq names its product nuclear receptor binding SET domain protein 3 (gene NSD3). Gene Ontology annotation, cellular component: nucleus. Bases 345 to 4667 code for a protein of 1440 amino acids. The transcript has 24 exons. NCBI's taxonomy places the organism in Eukaryota, Metazoa, Chordata, Aves, Psittaciformes, Psittacidae. Gene Ontology annotation, molecular function: histone methyltransferase activity; protein binding. The record is from RefSeq and is a predicted model, not a curated record.